Messenger RNA from Sodiomyces alkalinus F11, 1440 nucleotides. RefSeq names its product isocitrate dehydrogenase. Gene Ontology annotation, cellular component: mitochondrion. The transcript has 2 exons. Lineage: Eukaryota; Fungi; Ascomycota; Sordariomycetes; Glomerellales; Plectosphaerellaceae. Gene Ontology annotation, biological process: isocitrate metabolic process. The coding region runs from base 1 to 1440 and encodes 479 amino acids. Gene Ontology annotation, molecular function: isocitrate dehydrogenase (NADP+) activity; magnesium ion binding; NAD binding. The record is from RefSeq and is a predicted model, not a curated record.
AUGAACUCCCUCCGGUUCUCCCUUCGCCCGUGUGCUUCCAUAUCCGCCGCCACCAGAUCUUCUUCCUCUUCCUCAGCCUCGUCUCUCGCGCGUCGUGCUGCUGUUUUCUCAUUCACAUCUACAAUCUCGGUCCCUUCCGCUGGCUCCUCCCGAACUUCGACCUUCCCUCGAUCCGCCUUCAUCCAAUCUAGAACCAUGUCGUCCUCCGUCAACAAGAUCAAGGUCAAGAACCCCGUCGUCGAGCUCGACGGCGACGAGAUGACCCGCGUCAUCUGGCAGGACAUCAAGGACAAGUUCAUCUACCCGUACCUCGACAUCAACCUCAAGUACUAUGACCUCGGCCUCGAGUACCGCGACCAGACCAACGACCAGGUCACCCUCGACGCCGCCGAGGCCAUCAAGAAGUACAGCGUCGGCGUCAAGUGCGCCACCAUCACCCCGGACGAGGCGCGCGUGGAGGAGUUCAAGCUGAAGCAGAUGUGGCUCUCGCCCAACGGCACCAUCCGCAACAUUCUCGGCGGCACCGUCUUCCGCGAGCCCAUCGUCAUCCCCCGCGUGCCCCGCCUCGUGCCCGGGUGGAAGAAGCCCAUCAUCAUCGGCCGCCACGCCUUCGGCGACCAGUACCGCGCCAAGGACCGCGUCAUCCCCGGCGAGGGCACGCUGAAGAUGGUCUUCACCCCCAAGGGCGGCCAGCCCGAGGAGAUCGAGGUCUUCGAGUUCAAGAACGGCGGCGGCGUCGCCCAGACCCAGUACAACACGGACGAGUCCAUCACCGGCUUCGCCCACGCCUCCUUCAAGCUCGCCCUCGACAAGGGCCUCCCCCUCUACAUGAGCACCAAGAACACCAUCCUCAAGAAGUACGACGGCCGCUUCAAGGACAUCUUCCAGGAGCUCUACGACACCCAGUACAAGAAGGAAUUCGAGGCCAAGGGCAUCUGGUAUGAGCACCGCCUCAUCGACGACAUGGUCGCCCAGAUGGUCAAGAGCUCGGGUGGCUACAUUAUGGCUCUGAAGAACUACGACGGUGACGUCCAGUCCGAUGUCGUCGCUCAGGGCUUCGGCUCUCUCGGCCUCAUGACCUCCGUUCUCAUCACCCCCGACGGCAAGACCUUCGAGUCCGAGGCCGCCCACGGCACCGUCACCCGCCACUACCGCGAGCACCAGAAGGGCAACGAGACCUCCACCAACCCCAUCGCCUCCAUCUUCGCCUGGACCCGUGGCCUGAUCCAGCGUGGCAAGCUCGACGACACCCCCGAGGUCGUCGCCUUUGCCGAGUCGCUUGAGAAGGCCUGCAUCGACACCGUCGAUGUUGACGGCAUCAUGACCAAGGACCUUGCCCUCGCCUGCGGCAAGACCGCCCGCAGCGACUACGUCACCACCACCGAGUACCUCAACGCUGUCGAGAGGAGGAUGAAGCAGAUCCUCAAGGAGAAGCUGUAA